Lingula anatina is the source of this 1849-nucleotide messenger RNA. RefSeq names its product peroxisomal sarcosine oxidase. Gene Ontology annotation, cellular component: peroxisome. The record is from RefSeq and is a predicted model, not a curated record. NCBI's taxonomy places the organism in Eukaryota, Metazoa, Brachiopoda, Lingulata, Lingulida, Lingulidae. Gene Ontology annotation, molecular function: L-pipecolate oxidase activity; flavin adenine dinucleotide binding; sarcosine oxidase activity.
AUAUGCUUCAUAAUUGUACUUUCCAUGACAUCAUGGUGUUAUGUCAGCCAUGAAGGACAGAAUGAUACCAACAAUUCAGUGUCACUGGCAGGCAAAAAAUGACAUCUUUUAAGGGAACAUUUUGUAUCAAUCCAGAGUCAGGUUUAUGUGAGUUGAUUGACCCUAUUAAGCUGCCUUAUCCGUUUAUUUUGAUAGACGUAAAUCCCAUACCGACCUACCAACCUUUUGCUAGGUUAUCUUUUCUACAUAAGACCUCGUGCGACACUCGAUGAGACUGCCCUGACUGCCCACUAUGGCUAGGCUUGAAGAUAUCAUUUGGGAUACAGUUGUGAUUGGUGCAGGGAUAGUAGGAUCCUUCACAGCAUGGCAGUUACAAAAACUUCAAAGCCAAGUGCUUCUCGUGGAUCAGUUUCAGCUCCCACACUCACGUGGAAGCUCUGCUGGGCUCACCCGUGCUGUAAGAAAAGCAUACCAGGAGGAUUUUUAUUGUGAAAUGAUGGAGGAAGCCUAUAAGAUUUGGGAACAAAUUGAACAUGAAGCUAAUGUCAUUAUCAACAAAAAAACGGGAAUGCUUAUAAUUGACAAAGAUGCCGGAAACCUAACAAGCAUAAAGAGUAAUCUUCAGCAGUUGAUAUUCCCAUGCACAACUUUAACCGAAGAGGAGCUUAGGACAAAAUUUCCUGGAUUGAAAUUCGAUGGUCACGCUGGUCUGAUAGAUAUAGAUGCUGGGGUUACAGAUGUACAGGCGGCACUUCGAACUGUUCAGUUUCUUUUCAGAAAAAAUGGUGGGACUAUUUGUCCCGAGACAAAAGUUCUUAAGAUCAAUCCAGGUAGGCUGGUGGGAAUUAUGACUAACAAAGGAAACUAUCAGGCGAAAAGUGUUGUCAUCACUGCUGGCCCAUGGGCUGCGAAGCUCAUGGAGCCACUAGGACUGCACCUGCCUCUUAAGCCAAUGGCAAUCAAUGUUUUCUACUGGAAGGAAAAGGUACCGGGUGCCUACAGCAUGGCUAGUGGCUUUCCGGUAUUUGCAGAUUACAACACAAUGCGCUUGGAUACGUUCGUCUACGGUCUCCCCAGCAGUGAAUACCCAAACAUGAUGAAGAUGUGCCUUCAUGUUGGUCCAGCAACAGAUCCAGACAAGAGAGACUUACAAAUAAAGGAACACAUUGCGUCGGAUAUCAAGAAGUUAUCAGAGUAUAUAAGAGGACAUUUUCUGCAUUUGGAGGAUAAUCCAAGUAUUAUAGAGAGAUGCAUGUACACAAACACUCCGGAUGGUAACUUCAUCCUUGACAAACAUCCGAAAUGGGAUAACAUUGUCAUUGGUGCUGGAUUUUCAGGUCAUGGUUUCAAGUUGGCCCCUGUAGUUGGAAAGAUCCUAGCCGAUGUAGUUACAAACCGUAAUCCACAAUACAACAUGACCCAUUUCAGAAUGUCAAGAUUUGAGCAUGAAGAGAAAAGUAAACUUUGAAAUAUACAGAAGUGGAAUGGUGCGGUCGAAAGUUGUUUUGAUUCAGACAAUAUAAAUGAGGAUGCUGCAUAUUGUACAAACGCUGAUUAUUAUUUUGGUUAAUCUUUAAUUUAUAUAUUCUAAAUAUCAAAAUGUGAUAUUAUACAAAAUGUACUUUGCUCAAGUACCUAGAUAAUCUGAAUUUAAAUUAAAAAGGAAUGCAGAAUUAAAGAAGCAACGUCGAAUGAACAGGAUUAAAAUCAAUUAAUUUAGACAAUAGUUUCCAAGGAGGUUGAACUCCCAAGCCCAUACUGCUUAAAUGAUUUAAUAAUUCUGGCAUUUCGUCUCUUUUGCACACAGUACACUUAAAAUGAAAGCUGCGUAAAUGUAAAAAAAAAAAAA